Molecule: messenger RNA, 1839 nt
Organism: Hydra vulgaris (swiftwater hydra)
Lineage: Eukaryota; Metazoa; Cnidaria; Hydrozoa; Anthoathecata; Hydridae
Product: late secretory pathway protein AVL9 homolog
Cellular component (GO): cytoplasm
Source: RefSeq, a predicted model, not a curated record
GUUUUAUUUAAAUCUUUAUUUUGAUAUUUAAUUUAUGAUGAUUUACUAAUAUAUUAAAUGUUAUUUUAUUAGUAUAAGUUUUUUAAAUGUCACAAGGAGAUAAUGAUGCUGUCAUCGCUCAUAUUCUUGUGGUUGGAUUUCAUCAUCAAAAAGGAACACAGAUCGAAUUUUGUUACCCAAUGAUAAAUGACCCACUGUUGGAUAACAAAGAUGGUUCUGAAAUAAAUCUCCCUAAAGCAUGGCAAGCACUACCUUAUCUUGCAAUGCCAGAUGGAGCACAUAAUUUUGAAGAUGACUGUUCUUUUUUCAAUCUACCAGCAUUAACAAAAGGCUCAAAACUAUCAACAGAAACAGUUUUUGGAGUCUCUUGUUUCAGACAAAUUGAUAGCAAGAAACUGAAAAAUAAAGAUGAAAAUAUAACAAGAACAUCCGUCCAAAAAAGUGUCUGUAUUCUUAUGAAAAUGCCAUUGUACACCUUUAUUUUAUCGAAACUGGAGCUAGUAACACAUGCAUACUUUAAUGAACUUGACUUUUCUCAAACACAAAUAUUAAAAGAUUGCUUUGAUAACUUAUGUAAACAAAUACCAUCUGUAAAACUUGAUGACUCCAUUUACAUGAUGGGGCUCACUUUGCAAGAUGUUGUGAUGAACUUUAGACAAAAGCUUUUGGUCUUGCUAAAGCUUCUUUUACUUGAGAAAAAGAUUGUUUUUUGGGGGACACCUGUGAAAAGUGUAUGCAAAUUUGUUUUGUCAAUUGUUACUUUGUUUCCAGGUUUACUUCAAAAAGGAUUAACUCAUGCCUGUUGUGCUGAAAAUAUAUAUAUUAAAAAAGGAACGCAAACACCUCAUGAUAUAUAUGGGUUACCAUUAGGUUUGUUCGAAGAGGGUGUUUUAUUUCAUCCAUACAUAUCACUGCAUAAUAUGACACUACUCAGAAAACCAAAAGUACAUAGCUUUGUCAUUGGUUGUAGUAAUGUGUUAUUUAAGCAACAGAUGCACUGUCCUUGGGAUGUUUUGGUUGAUCUUGAGACAUUUACCCUACAUAUUGGUGAUGAAAACCUAGAGAAUUCACUUAAUCUAUCUACGGAAGACUUGAGGUUUUGUGAAUAUUUAAUAAACGUUGUAGAGAGUUCAAUACAGACAAUGGGUUGGGAAGGUAGUGACGAUUGGAUCAGGUUACAGUUCAAGGCAUAUUUACUGUGUCUAAUGUCAACUGUUGAGAGUAGUAUAGGUGAUGGAGGAGUGAGUGAACUGCACAGUUUCAAUGGAGCUUUCUGUGAGGCAUGGUUGUGUACUAACAAUUUUAAAAAGUGGCAUAAUUCUGAACAUCCUGGAAUGGAACAUUUCCAUAAAGGUCAUCCUUUUCAAGGAGAUAUUACUGUGUCUGAUUUACAAAGAAGAUUCAACCAUUUUGCAGAAACUUUUGCAAGUGAAGAAACUCGUAAGAAAAUUGCUCAAGCUAUACUCAAAACUCAAAAUGCUGUAGGUGGAGCACUUAUAUCAGCAAAAAAUGCGUUUUCUACGGCUAAAGAUUGGAUGAACAGUAUGAUGCACGAAAUUGAGACAGAAGUACGCAAGCAUAGCGAAAGCCGUACCGUAAGCACGACUCAGAUUGAUUGGACCACGUCUAAAAUGGUUAUCACCGACCGUGACAGAAGGGGAGAAAGCGUCACAACAAUAGGUGAUCUUAUUGAGAGGAAGGAUAGUUCUCAUGAGUGUGAUACCGAUAACGAGAGCAAGAUUUAGUGACUUACUAUAUGUAUAAACAAUGGCAUUGAAGCCAUAUUUGUUUGUUUUAAUUCAGCAUUUAUUUAAAGCAAGAAAUUAUGAUCAAACGUAA